AUGUCAGACUCUCCCAAUCGAAAACCAGUUGGAUCUCCUGGGUUGGUGUCCUCGUUUGGAUCGCCAUCGUCAGCUUCUUCAACUUCAUCGAUGAAUUCAUCAACCUCCUUCAAUCUGAAUGGCAAUGGUAGUAGCAACUCUCCACAUCAUCAUCACCAAAAACAACCUAGUUAUGGAGGUGGCAGUAGCGCCAACACUGUAAAUACCAAUAGUAGCAGCAAUAAUACAAUUAUAAAAUCAGUUUCAGCAUCCACUGGACUCAAUAAAUCAUCGAGUGGAGUAAAGACAACAGGCAGUGGAACAUCACCAGCAUCUGUAUCAUCACCAUCAUUAUCCACAACCUAUGGCAAUAAUAACAAUAACAACAGUUCAACUACUUCUACAACAACAUCAACAUCAACAACAACAACAACAGUAGUUGGAUCAUCAUCAUCAUCUACCAAUUUCUAUUCUAAAAAGAAUGUUGAAUAUAUAUUGCUGGCAGAGUUUGAUAUUGACAUUGGAAGUAAAGUCAAAUAUCAAUAUCCAUGUCCUACUGGUGAGGAUGAGGCACUGCUUGCAGAGUUUAUGCUUCCGGACGGUGCUCACAAUCGUGAUGCCGAUUGGACUGUAUUCUUCUUAAACCGACCCGAUCCCGAUGGAAUUCUCUCAAAGAACAAGAAAGCAAAACCAAAGCCAAAAACACAAGGCAAAAUUAUAUGUACAAUAGAAGCAUUCAUUUAUAAAUUCUCAGAGGAACAAGAGUCAAAGGGUUGGGUAAUGUUAGAUGCCGACAAAUUAACUCUUCAAAUCUAUUCAGGUUCUAUCAAUGUAGUUGGAAAGAAUAAUGUUUUAGUUACAAAAAUUAUUUAUAUUAACAAUAUUGUUGUUGUUGUUGUUGUUAUCGAAUCGAAUCAAAGUGAAAAACAUUCAGAUCUUGAACACACUCAGUUGGAACCAUUGUUUGAUUGUGUGUUGACCGAUAGUGGAACGGCACUGGGUGUAAGAUUCUCAGAGGCCAGCGAAGAGGAGCAGUUCUUGCAACACGUCAAUAGAAUGAUAAAAGAGAUGGCGGAGGAGAAGAUUUUGGCGGCGGCGGCAGCUAGCACCACGAUCUCUGACAACAACAACAACAACAACAGUAAUAAUAACAACAAUGGAGCUACCGACAGUUUGAAUAGAUCGACCAGUAGCUCUAGCAGUAGAAGCGAUUCUAACACACUGGCGACAGCAGGAGGUUCUCCAUCAACAACAACAACAACAACAACAUCAUCAUCAUCACAAUUCCUCUAUUGUCUCAACUAUAUGAACAAUCAAAAAGAUGAAUCAGUAAGACGUGGUGCCAUUGUAAAAUCAUUGGCAAUCUGUACAACUCAUCCAUUCAUUCAUAUUUACAAGCCAUUUAUGAUAUUAGGUAUACAGAAAUACUAUAGUUCACCAUCGCUAGAAGUAAUCAUUGAAUUAUAUAACUCAUUGAAUAGUUUGGAUAUGUCGACCGUUCCAUUCCUAAACGAUGUACAAAAGCAUAUCUUGAGAUCAUCACCCGACAAGAACAAACAGAGUCACUCAACAAAUAUAACCUAUCUUGGCAAGCCAAUGCCUGUAUAUAUACCUAUAACAUUAUUCCCAGACGAAGUUGGUGAUUAUAAAGUAAUUACAUUGGUACAGAAAUUUGGAAAUGAUGUAAUGAAGAUAUUCAAUGACCGGCAAGGUAGUGAUGAAUCCGUCGUUGGUCACCGAGAUACCCGACAAGUUUGCGCAGUACGACAGCGACUUUAUGGCGGAAGUCAACUACAACAUAUCGGCGCACUACGGCGAGGACAAGAUCAAGAGUCUCUUCCAGGAGUACACCCAGCACAUCGUGGAUAUGGCGCUCGACGAGGAGGACAAUCGAUCAAGAAGCUACGCAAGCGUAAGCACGUCGCCGAGAAGGAGGUGCUAAAGAUCUACGAUAGUUUCCUCAACAGCAUCAAGACGGAGCAACAGGUGACAGAGUUCCUAAGUUAUCUGCCCAAGUCGCACGGUGGAUUAUUCCCUGUGGCGGUGGGUCUAUUCCAUCAAUCGAAAGACGUGCGUAACGCAACAUGUGAACUACUGAAGCGUUUAGAUAAGAUACAAACCGGUAGUGGAUUCAUCUCUGGACUCAACCCAUUCCUUAAACAAUGUUAUGAAAGAAAUUUGAAAUAUCAAUAA
This is a messenger RNA of Heterostelium album PN500, 2172 nucleotides long. RefSeq lists its product as uncharacterized. The record is from RefSeq and is a predicted model, not a curated record. The coding region runs from base 1 to 2172 and encodes 723 amino acids. Lineage: Eukaryota; Evosea; Eumycetozoa; Acytosteliales; Acytosteliaceae. Gene Ontology annotation, cellular component: plasma membrane. The transcript is spliced from 7 exons. Gene Ontology annotation, biological process: actin cortical patch localization.